Messenger RNA from Closterium sp. Yama58-4, 1221 nucleotides. Lineage: Eukaryota; Viridiplantae; Streptophyta; Zygnematophyceae; Desmidiales; Closteriaceae. The record is from the annotation of a GenBank genome assembly.
AUGCGGCGCGCGGAGCCGUACUUUAGGGGGCUCAUAAACGAGGACUUCGUGGUGCGGCGCGCGAACUACGAGGAUACUAAGGGGCGGUGCCCGCCGUACAUGAUCUACGUGGACCACGCGGCGCGUGACAUCUGCCUGGCGGUGCGCGGAUUGAAGAGCUCGCAGAUCGCGGACUACGAGAUUCUGCUCGACCAGAAGAAGGGCUCGGAGCGGUUGGACGGCGGGUUCGUGCACACGGGCAUGCUCAAGGCAGCCGCAUGGCUGCUGGACCAGGAGAUGCCCGUGCUGACAAUGCUCGCGCGCACCCACCCCGCCUACUCGCUCACGCUCACGGGCCACUCACUGGGCAGCGGGGUGGUGGCGAUGGCGACGGUCAUUCUGCACGCGAGCAGGGAGCGCGUGGGGUUCAGUGUGCGGCGCCUGCGCUGCUUCUGCAUGGCGCCCGCUCGCUCCAUGUCGCUCAACCUCGCCAUUAAAUACGCUGACGUCAUCAACUCCGUCGUGCUGCAGUCUACGAUCACAUCAUCGGCCACAUUGAGGCCAAAUGCGCCCUCGCCCUCGCUGUCAGUCCCACCCUUCCUCACAUCGCCCGCUGCUCUGCCCUCAUCUGAUGUCUCUGUGACCUCUGGUUUCACUGCCAGCUGUCCCCAUUCGCGGUUCUGCGCUCUCCUCUCGCCGUACACUCCCCGCCCUCUUUCCCCAACCCCCAUGCCCCUGUGUGAACCGCCUCAGGCAAUGGAAGCGGAGCAGCAGGAGCAGCAGACACCACCGGAGCAGCAGCGCAUGCAGCGCAGUGCCACGCUCAAGGAGCGGCGCGGGGAGCACCUGGAGGCGCUUGCACGGGCCGUGUCCCUUCACGUGGCCCACGCUGCUGACCCCUCCAGCCUGCCGCACUUGCAUGAUGAUGAACCAGAAGCGACGGAGGAGGAGCUGGUGGGGAAGGACGGGGAGGUAAGAGAGAGACAGGCGGAUGGAGGGGAGAAGGACGGAGUGGGGACGGAGGAUGGGGAGAAGGGGGGGUUUGGGGGGAGUGGAGCAGAGGAGGCGAUGGAGAGAGUGAAGGCGGAGGUAGAGAGGGUGAGAGCGGAGGUGGAGAAGGCAGCAGGGGUGGUGGCUGGCAAGUGGACUGAUAUCGUGGAUGGGUUGGUGGCUAAGGCAGCCGAAGAGGUGACCAAGAUGGCUCCUGGGCUGGCAGAGGACAAUGCCCAAGAAUGGCAAUAA